Mytilus trossulus (common blue mussel) is the source of this 1650-nucleotide messenger RNA. RefSeq lists its product as uncharacterized. Gene Ontology annotation, biological process: DNA replication. The record is from RefSeq and is a predicted model, not a curated record. Lineage: Eukaryota; Metazoa; Mollusca; Bivalvia; Mytilida; Mytilidae. The transcript has 2 exons. Gene Ontology annotation, molecular function: DNA binding; DNA-directed DNA polymerase activity; nucleotide binding. Bases 1 to 1650 code for a protein of 549 amino acids.
AUGACUAAAUCAGCUACUGGUGAUGGAGGUAUUGAUCCGUUUGAAACUUGUAUUACUAUAGCUUCUGCAUGUAAUUUGGUGUUUCGCACUAAAUUCUUACGUGCUGAUACUAUAGGCAUUAUACCAGCACAGGGAUAUCGCCCUGAAGAGAAACACUCUGUAAAAGCCAUACAAUGGAUUAAAUAUAUAUCACAAACAAAGGGGGUGGAUAUUCAACACGCUCGAAACGGUAGUGAGAAGAUGAUUGACCAAUACAGAGUAGAUGGGUUUUAUGAGAACAGCGAAGAGCCAAGAGAUGCCUUUGCAGGAGGGAGGACAAAAGCCUUUAAUUUAUAUCACGAAUCGUCCUUUGACGAAUCUAUCAAAUACUACGAUGUAACCUCGCUGUAUCCGUACAUAAACAAAACGGGCAAAGUUGUUAUAGGGCAUCCUAAAAUAGUAACAGAGAAUUUUGAUGAUCUAACGAUGUAUGAAGGACUAAUCAAAUGCAAAGUUUAUCCACCUAGAGGCCUACAUAUUCCAGUGUUACCCGCUAAAAUUAACAACAAACUGAUGUUCUCCUUGUGUAGAACAUGUACUGAGACAAAACAGCAAACAACCUGCCAUCAUGGUAAUGAAGAAAGGUCUUUUACCGGUACAUGGGUGACAGAUGAGCUAAAGAUGGCAGUAAAUAAGGGAUAUAUACUAAGUACAAUAUAUGAAGUCUGGCAUUUCGAUGAAGUUGAGCAAUAUGAUCCCAUUUCAAAAGCAGGAGGCAUUUUCACAGAGUACAUAAAUACUUUUCUGAAGAUGAAGCAAGAGGCAAGUGGGUGGCCUAGUUGGUGUAUAACCAAGGAACAUAGGCAACAAUACAUUCAGGACUACUAUGAAAAAGAAGGCAUUUUACUCGACUACAAUAAGAUAGAAAAAAAUCCUGGGUUACGCGCACUGGCAAAGUUAAUGCUAAAUAGUUUUUGGGGUAAGUUUGGACAGCGGACAAAUUUACCACAGGUCGAUUAUGUAUCCGAGCCUUCUAUAUAUUUCGAUAUGCUGACCAGUGAUCAACAAGAAGUUACAGGUGUGAACUUUGUCACGGAUGAAAUGGUGGAAAUGCGUUGGAGGAAUAAAGCGGAGUUUGUUGAGUCAUCAGGAAGAACUAACGUCGUGUUGGCGGCAUAUACAACUUCUCAAGCUAGACUCAAAUUAUACAGUUAUUUGGAACAACUAGGACAGCGGGUACUCUACGCUGAUACCGAUUCUAUUGUUUUCACUGUGAAGGAAGGUGAAUGGGAGCCGUCUUUAGGGGACUACCUCGGAGAUCUUACGGAUGAAGUUCCCGAGAACAAGAUUACACAUUUUGUAACCGGUGGUCCAAAAAACUAUGCAUACAAGUUGCACAAACCUGAUGAAAGAGGAAAUCAAACAAUUUGUAAAGUGCGGGGUAUAACGUUAAACUAUAAAAAUGCUUUAAGUAUCAACUUUGAAACAGUGCGUGAAAUGGUUACUAAUGGCAUUCAAGGUGACAAAAUAACUGUUUGGGACGAGAACAAGAUUACAAGAGACAAACAGAACAGUAGAAUCAUAACAUGUAAAGAGAGUAAAGAUUAUAAAAUUGUAUUUGACAAAAGAGUUAUCACUGAAAAGUUCAUUACAAAACCGUAUGGAUACUAG